Polyodon spathula (Mississippi paddlefish) is the source of this 4019-nucleotide messenger RNA. It is a transcript of the gene tsnaxip1, whose product is annotated as translin-associated factor X interacting protein 1. Lineage: Eukaryota; Metazoa; Chordata; Actinopteri; Acipenseriformes; Polyodontidae. Gene Ontology annotation, cellular component: cytoplasm. Bases 63 to 2174 code for a protein of 703 amino acids. The transcript is spliced from 16 exons. The record is from RefSeq and is a predicted model, not a curated record.
UCCACGUUAGACUGAAGGAAAGGACCGCGAACACGUUUAGUCUGUGAAUUAAAUGGUUUGCAAUGUUUUCAAAGGGCACGAUGCAGAAAGAUGGCAAGUUACCGACGUUACAGCAAGUGUCGGAAAGAGAGUCCUCACACUAUCUGAGUAGCAGCCAGGUCCUGGGUUUAAGCCUUCAACAGCAAAGCAACCAUGCAAAGCUAAAAGGAACAAUUGGGGAAUCUUGUACUGGUCACUUGUCCACCUGGCCAGCUCAUUUAUCAUCACAGAUAGUGCCGCAAACGCGCAAGCCACAUUCCCCGACAGAGAACAAAAUUCACGGCUGUGGCGAGGAGUUCUCGAGCAGCGUGUCGAAGCCUCGGUUUCUGGAGCAGCUGGAAACCUACCUGAGGAAGGAGCUGCAGUCCCUCGACCCCAGCAAACCCAACGCACAGGAGCUGAAGCUUCAGGCAUACCAAGAAGUUUUCGAGUAUUUCAUUGAGGAUUUCAAAACCUACAAGCCCUUGCUGUCAGCGAUUAAAAACGAAUAUGACAUAACUUUGGCAUAUCUAAGAGACCAGAUCCGCACACUGGAGCCUCUGAAGGCAAUGGUGGUGACAGUCUCGGAGCAAUGCAAUCAGAAAAUAAUGGCUCUGCGAGAGGAUGAGAGAGCUGAAAUCAAAGCCCUGAAGCAGGAGAAAGUCCAGCUGCUGAAACGCAUAGACCAACUGAGGGAGAACCAAGUCGGCCUGCAGGCUCAGGUGGCCAGAAUGCAGGAAGACUUGGCUCACCAGUACCUGCUCUAUCGGGACGAGGCCGAUUCCCGCAAGCUGCUCAUCUCAGAAAUCAACACAAUGAGGUUCCUGGAAGAUGACCUGAAACACUUACAAACACAAGCGGUGGCAGCAGAGGACCCUGUGAAGAUGAAGCUGGCUCUGAAAGUGGCCCGGGAGGACCUGACCCAGCUGCAAGUGGAGCUGAACUGCAUGAAGGCUGAUUACGGGGAGGUGGUGCCCCGUAGGGACUUCGAGUCUCUGGAGAGGAACCACAAGGAAGCCCUUGCCCAGAAAGCUACCUUGCAGAAGGACUUUGGUCAGCUGAAGGAGGAGUAUGACACCCUCCUAGACAUCCACAAGCAGAUUUCCAACCAGAGAGACAAAGUCAGCACUGAGCUGGAGCACAUCAAAGGCAGAUCGACCCCCAGACCCAAAUGGCAAAAAUGUGCAGAGGUGAUCUCCGGGGGAGCUGACCACUGGCACCUGCUCUCCAAGGGUCUAAGCAGUGACCAGCUGGUGGACGUGCUGCUGGCAGAGAUUGGGGGCAAGGAUGUCAAAGAGAAGGAGUUCUUCGAUGGGCUGGGGAAAGGCGAUGCAGUCCCUGUGUACCUGCGCUAUGAGGGUGCCAUUCAGAAUCUGAAGCUGAAGAAAAUAGAGAUUGUGGACAAAAUAAAGGAGAUCUGGAAAGAGAAGGUUUCUGCAGAUCAGCAGAAAGGGGAGAGACAAAGCCUGGACGAGUUUUUCCACGAGUACCUUCAGAAGAAGCACGCUGACUCAGCCUCGAAAUGGGCAUACAGCAUCCAGGAGGGCUGUAGGCUUUACAAGGACGAUGACUUCAUCAACCUCUUCUUCAACAUCCUGACAGGAAAGGUGGAUGAAGGUGUGUACCACGGCCAGAUUCACCUGAUCUCUCACCUGUUAAAAGAACUGAGGCACAGCGAUUCUUCAGAGAAGGGCUCCCUGAGCAAAGAGAAAUUUAGGCAAGCAUUAAGCAGAGCCUUCCCGCUGAAAAAUCAGGAACAGAUUCAGGAGCUGAUCCAAGCUGCAGAAUCCCAGCAGGGUCACUUGGAGGAUUUGAACACCAUCAACUAUGAACUCUUGUUUUCUGAGUUUGCUGAAGAUAAAGUCAGGAACUUCCUUACUUUGUUGAGAAAACAGGCAACUGCAGAAAAGCAGAAGUACCUCACAGCGCUGACAAAGGAGUUGGGCAGCAGGACAGAGGUUAAAGUCGCUGAGCUGAGGACUGCCUUUCAAAGCAUCGACCCAACUGUGGAUCCACAGACUGUGGAAAGUUACAUCUGCCUGGCUUUCCAGACAAAGGACUUGGAGCAGGCUGCCCCUGUGGAUGUCAACUCAGCCAUGCAACGGCUCUUAGCUGCAGACGUCAAGAGGACGGGGCCUGGGCCAAAAGAAGACUAACAAACUCACAGCAGGACUCUGCAGUGCCAAUUCUCUCUCAGUCUCUCUCUGUAAAAUGUAUUCUACAUCUGCACUUCAUCCUGUUUCAGGGCAUCAAUAAUAAUUUCAGUCAGACAAUUAUAUUCAAAUUUUUAUUGUAUUUCCAAAGAGAACCUUUUUUUAUUGCAAUUAUACAAAAUGCCUGGCAAUAGCAAUAAUUUAACAAAUACACUUAAAAUAGACUAGACAACAUAAAUAAAUAACUAGGGCACGGGUAAGUCAUCUGAAUCUUAUUAAAAAUAUAUAUACACACACAUUAAUAUUAAUAUAUAUCAUUAAACAGAAAGCAUGCCUUAAUUUGCUGUAUCAUUUAGUUUGGACUUCUGGUCUCUCGACCCCACCCAUUUCAUAACUGUUUAAUUGAACAAACUAAACCUCCAUCCAGACCCUGAAGCAGUUACUGAUCUCAAUAAACCAGCAGUGGAGUGGCCCUCCAGGACUGUGAUUGGACUAGCAGAUACAGCAGCACAAACACACAACCUGACAGAGUAAGACAGCAACACUAGCAACAAUGACAGAGCCUAUAGUCACACUGUAAGCAGACCAAGCAAAGUUUUGAAUACCUGGGCCUGGAAGCUCCUGGACUGGAUGCCUGCUCAUGGUCAUCAUCCCUCACAGGUCUGUUAGGAACCACCAGCUGUCAGGUUCUGCAAAAGGAAAAACAAUGGAUUUAAUUCUCCGUUAACAGCAGCUUUAACCAAAGGUUUUGGAGUAAAUGCAUUUCUGCAUCAACACCUAAAAAUAUACAUUUUAUUUUCUAUUAAACUUUGGAUUGUAACAAGGUCUCGGUUUCUGGGCUGUUUAAAAGGCACGUACGUGUUAGAAUGAUCUUUUGGAGAAGACCUCUCAGUGUGAAUUCAUCCAGCAGCUCUUGGUUUCCCAGCACUCUUGGGCAGAUCAGUGAUUUGUUCAGCUUCAAAGGCAUUUCAGUCCUGACAGGGUGUGGAGAUUUGAUCACACUCUCCCAGAAAAAAAAAAAAAUUACAUUAAAAAAAGAAGAUACAUACAGAUUUGUGUUUUGUUUCUAAAGGAGGAGAAAGUUCAAGGCUUACCUGUAGUAUCUUCUGUUUCUGUUUACUACGGAAGUCAAGCGAGGGAGACAUGAGUCCAAUGUCUUGACUCUGGAGUCCUGCACUCCUCCUUUUAGCAUUGCCACUCUCCAACUUCGAUUCUCUAAAAGGAAGGAAAAGAACGAAUGGCCCAGUUGAUAAAGAUGCUGAGGGUGUGUGUGUGGCCUCUGCUGUUGCCCUUUUCCUGUUCACCACCCAGCAGGUGGCGCUAUGUGGCAGUUUUGAACCACCUUGCUAUGCUGGCAAGCUACAUAUUAUGACUCCUAAUAAAUGUUCACUAACGUGCGCUUUAACCAGAUCGGAGUCUUAUUGGGCUCUGUACUCAUCAAGCUUUGAGCAAGGUGCGCUCGCUGACAUCUUCGUCUGGGGAAUUCAUUUUGACUCAGCCUGAAGAUUCAGAAAAAAAAGCGGAGUUACACAAAGGCAAUGUGUAAAUCAAGCACUGAUAACAAUAAAUGGAUACAAUCAAUCAAUAAAUAAACAAAUAAAUAAAAACAGCGCAGUAGACACAGGUGAAAUAUAAGCAACAGGUGAAAUAUAAGCAACAGCGUGACGAGGGACAGCAAACAACUCUUACCUUUUCCUUUUUGUCCGAGAAUAUGGAAGACGAGGAUCCCUCGCUGCAAAUGAAAACGUCUUAAUUAUGUGUAAACCACAAUGACGCUGAUUUGUAUGUCACAACAGUAUAAACAAAGUUACAAUACAACGCCAGAGCGUACUGUGUAUUUGACUUGCU